This is a messenger RNA of Sinocyclocheilus anshuiensis, 837 nucleotides long. Its product is annotated as polyubiquitin-like. NCBI's taxonomy places the organism in Eukaryota, Metazoa, Chordata, Actinopteri, Cypriniformes, Cyprinidae. The transcript is spliced from 2 exons. Gene Ontology annotation, molecular function: protein binding. Bases 85 to 561 code for a protein of 158 amino acids. The record is from RefSeq and is a predicted model, not a curated record.
UUAAAUGCACACCUCCAUCCAGAGACACCUCAUCUAAUGCUGGAGUGAUUUACCUGACUUCAAAUAGAUUAUUCGGCAGAAGAUAUGAACAGCUCGGUAAUGGAACUGAAAAUAAAACUGAUGGGAGGAGAUGAGAGGAGUCUGGAAGUGAGAGGUGAUGCCACGGUUGGCGAACUCAAGCAGCUCAUUUCUGAGCUCUUCAGAGAGCCUCCUUACAAACAGAGGCUUUCUGCCGAGAACGGUUCCCUUAUCAGCCUUGAUUCCAGAAAACUCAGCGAAUACGGUUUGCAUUCAGGCUCAGUUGUGAUCCUGCUCAUCAACAAACCUUUCCAGGUGUUUGUUCAAAACGAAAAAGGCAAAAUAGGAACGUAUGAUGUUGAUGUCAAUGAGACCGUAGAUCAGCUCCAGACUAAGAUCUACAACAAAGAGAGAGUCCCAAAGGAUCAGCAGAAACUGAUUUACAAAGGCAAACAGCUGGAGUCUGGCAAGAAGUUGCAAGACUACGGCAUCACGUCAGGAGACACCAUUUACAUGACUCUCCGGCUCCGAGGAGGUUCAUAGAGAUUUAUAAUUGAUCCAAUUCAUUAAUAAAUAAAAACUACAUUUGCCAAAAUAGAAAAUCUGGAUAAGAUUAUCUGUAAAUGCACAUUUAUGCCUGUUUAUUACCUAUUCUAUUUAAUAUCUUGUGUCAGAAUAUUUAUUUUAUUUUGAUUUAAUGUAUUCAUGUCAUUUAUUAAACUGAUACAAUCUGGAAUAAGUGUAACUUUACUCAUACAGUUCCAGUUUAAGAUGUCUGCAUAUGUGCUGCUGGCCAACAUUUGUUGUUAAAUAAAAUGU